ACGAGCAGGGAGGAGCUUCAGAGAAAAGGAAUAGGGCUUUAAGAAAAAUGGUUGAGAAAUUAUAAUCUUAGAUUUAUUCUACUGACUGAAAGGGGGUUAUCUUUUUCUUCUUUUCCCCAUUCUCAUUCUCUGUGACUAAAAACCUAGGGAAGAUAACUGAAACUUUGCAUGAGUGAGCUUUGUGGAUUUAUGCUUAAAUUGAGAUGCUGGUGUUAAUGGGGUUGGUUGGUUUUAUAGGCGAGAUGGAGAAAUCCUUUUUUUUUUUUUUUUGCGGUUCUUCCAUUAGAAGUUGUUUGAAGAAAUUGUUUUUCUUACUCAACUGCUCAAAAUGAUUCCUUAUCAAUUGACGGGUUUGUACAUCAAUCUGAAUGCAUGUUUAGUUAGGUACUUGUUGUACUUUCUUCCUUGAAUCAAAAGAAAGAAAUUAGGGUUCUUAUGAACCUAGAGUUUUGUAGAUUGGGAAUUAUUAAACUUCAAUUCAGGUGAUACCAAAGGAUGGGAUAUCCACGGUAUAUGUAAAUUUCAGAGUUAUCAGUUCUAGUUGUGUAAAUUGGUAAGGUUGAAGGCUUAGUAAUAUUGGGUUUGUUUGAAUUUGAGUUUACUGUGUGCCAUUGAGAUAUGCAUAUGUGAAUAUAACAUGUUUGUAAUAUUGCAUCUACUAAAAUUCAUACUUUUUUAUCAAUACUUGCAACUAACCUUAAUGUCUUUGUGGAGAUUUUUCUAAUGAAUUCAUUGCAUUAACAGUAGGAGGUACCUCGUACCCAUAAUAAGAAAAUCAGUAGAUGUUUUGGAUUAUCAUUGGAUUGCUCAUAUGCGUUGAUGUCAACGGUAGAUCUUGUUCUUUUGCUAAAAUGCAUGAGGUGUCGUUUAACACCGAGUAGACUAUCUACAUUUCUCAAGGGUUGUUGUUCAAUUUUUAUGACGUAUGGAUUGGGUUCAGCAUCAGUGAGGAGAGUUGGAGCUUGCCAAGUGACCCGUAACUCGACACGCUGGAAGCAAAAUUCUCUGGUCCGUCACAGUUGGUAUCAGAGCGGUUCCGGUUCAUACGGGACUGUACAAUUGGAACUCACCGGUCUUCCACUCUUGCGACGAUUAAAGGUACCUCGUACCCGUAAUAAGAAAUUCAGUAGAUGUUGUGGAUUAUCAUUGGAUUACUGAUAUGCGUUGAUGUCAACGGUAGAUCUUGUUCUUUUGCUAUCCUUCACAGACUUGCUUUAUGUCUUCAGUUUAUCUUCAUACACAUUAUUCAUACCUGGUAAUGAUAGACUAUUUUGGAAUUUUUAUUAUUUGCCUGUAGACCUCAAUA
Messenger RNA from Papaver somniferum (opium poppy), 1306 nucleotides. RefSeq lists its product as uncharacterized. NCBI's taxonomy places the organism in Eukaryota, Viridiplantae, Streptophyta, Magnoliopsida, Ranunculales, Papaveraceae. The coding region runs from base 820 to 1158 and encodes 112 amino acids. The transcript is spliced from 3 exons. The record is from RefSeq and is a predicted model, not a curated record.